Debaryomyces fabryi is the source of this 1113-nucleotide messenger RNA. RefSeq lists its product as uncharacterized. The transcript has a single exon. Bases 1 to 1113 code for a protein of 370 amino acids. NCBI's taxonomy places the organism in Eukaryota, Fungi, Ascomycota, Pichiomycetes, Serinales, Debaryomycetaceae. The record is from RefSeq and is a predicted model, not a curated record.
AUGGACCCUAUGGAUUGUUUUGUUACACCAAGUAGCAUAAACCGGUGCUCAUUCAACCGGCAAAUAUCUAUUGAGACCAACAUAUUCGCAUUUGAUGAUUUGAGUCCUAGUGAGGGAUUUAGGACCAAUGACGACUUUUUAUUUGAAAGUUACAGAGGCAUGGACGACUUGGCGUCACCGCUUACUUCAAGUGAGUCUAGCGCCCAAUGCUCGAAAGAAAUUUUUGGUUUAGUGGAGGAAGAAUAUUCAUUUGAUACAAUCGAUACGAUAGAUACCUAUUCAGAAUUCAAUGGGGGUUCAAUAGUUGAUGAGUUAGGGUUAAUAAAUGAGGUUUCAGAAGGAACGAUCCACCACGAGAAAACAAGCGCGGAGUGGAAGGUUGUGAUAAGAUUUGGGCGAAUGAAACACAAAUACCAGCAAACACUUCUCGAACGAGAGAAUAUUAUAGAAACCAAGGGGAAAAGUGCAACUGGUGAAAAAUCAGGCAAGGGUCUGGGUUUGCGGAAGAGCAAAGAUAAGGCCAAACCUUUUAAGCCGAGUGAAAGAUUCAAUAGUGACAUAGACAGGUCGAUAGAAGAAUUCAGCUCGCAAAUAUCAAAUGUCGAACUAGACACUAGAAUCCAUCUGGAACCCAAUUUUUUCGGGCUUAUUCCUCUCCACAUAAUGAAGCGCGACCCCAAAUAUCGCUUGACGGUUGCAAAACCCAAAGCCACCCAUGAAGACUACGUCAAUAAGAUGAACAAAAUAUCCAAAAUUGAUAAUGAUAAAUACUUCUCCCGUAUCAAUAUCCACGAACUAUCGCAUAUACUCGAGCUCGACAACCUCAACAUCUCGCUAACCCGUGAAAUCGAACUCAAGGUGUUGAAAGUCUUUCAACUCUACUGCAAGUUUGAGCUUGGCCACAAAACUUGGAUCCGUGAUACGAACAAACCACAGCGUAAAGAUCUCAUUACAAAGCUUCGCAACUACAUUUCCACCUGGUAUCCUGAGUUAAAUAAGUUCAAGCUUGAGGUUAUCAUCAGACGGGGAAGCUACAGUAUAAUGCAACGAAGGUUAAGAAGAGAACGUCGUAAGCGAUGUUCAGCUGCUUCCAAACGCCAUACAAUCGCAUAA